UUGAAGCACGCGAAAUGUAGUUGAAUGGGUAAUUCCCUGGACCGGUUUGCUGGCUACGAGGAUGAAUCGCCAACAGACAAUCAGGAAUCUAGAAAAAGGAGGAAUGGUGAAACGAGUGAUUCUCCUCCGAAGAAGAUCACAAAACUGGACACUGCUAAAUAUGUUUAUGAACGAUUAUUCUUGCAGGGCGAAGGAUCAGAUGUGACAGUUCAUGCACUCGGUCAUGUUUGGCAUCUGCAUAAGCUUUACUUGCAGCAAUGCAAGUAUUUCGAGGUGCUGAUGCGAGGGGACUGGAGAGAUUCCAAGGAAGAUGUGCUAUACCUCAAUUUUCCUGACGAGAAUGUGACUCAAGAAGGUCUUCAUGCUGUUUUGGGAUCCCUGUAUCACAAUCAAAUAGAGCUCGAUCUGGACAACGCCGAAGGAGUACUUUCAGCUGCGUCAGUGCUACAGCUGGAAAGUGUUUUGGAACGUUGUGGCGAUGCUAUGGCUGAGAAUCUUUCUGUCGAUAAUGCUUUGCGUUAUCUGAAUCUCGCAGAGAUGUACGGAUUGCCACAGGUGACGAACCGUGCCUAUCACUUGCUAAAAUGGAAUUUUUGGAGGUUCAUGAAGUCUAAGGAGUACCUGAAGAAUUUAAGGGAGGACACAUUUAUUCGAUUGAUAUCCUCUACAGAAUUAUUGAUCAUGGAGGGAGAAAUGGAUGUAUAUAAUAUGAUCAAAAUGUGGAUAUUUCUUGACGAAAAACCUCACGCUGCUGCAUUACCUGAAGCGGAUUUUCAACGUCAAAUGUCUGAAACUCUCGCCAGUUACCCUGAAGGUCAAUUGUUUGUCAAACAUGCUGGAUUAUUUGCAGCAUUAAGACUCCAUCAUAUAACAACCACUAUAGCAAGUUUAAAGACUGUCGAGAAUGACCAUCUAAUACCUAAAGACGUAUUGAACGCCGUCAUGGUCGAUCAGUGGAAGACAACAUUAUCUAACGAGGAGAAUCCUACAGCUGUAAGCGACUUGUCCAUGGAUGAUUUUCACGUGAAUUCUUUACGAUUAGGACGAUUGAUAGAUGCUAUGCCGAAAUGUUGGCGUUGGACCGGUUUCAAUAAUGGUGUGGAUAUUGUAAUGAACAUGUCACACGGAGUCCUGACCAUGAAGCGAAAUUGCCUGAGUCAAGCCACACCCUACUCCAUUAAUCUGAAAAGCGAACGUGUUGUUCACUACAGGGCCAUAAUAUCGGACAGCGCAGGUGCUUGCCUAUUUGACAGCACCAAACAGAGCAUAGCUUUGAGGCUUGAUCAGAGCGUCGUUGUGGCACGCCUCGGUGAUGACGUGAAACUUCCCAUAUCUGUCCACCUCCUAUAUCUGGCAGCUCAACCCGGUCCUCCGUCAUUUCUUUAUGUAAAUCAAUACAUCAAAAAUGUUGUCAAGAAAGAAGACGAGGAAGAAACGUUUUGCAGAAUGUCUGCAGAUUAG
Molecule: messenger RNA, 1461 nt
Organism: Cylicocyclus nassatus
Lineage: Eukaryota; Metazoa; Nematoda; Chromadorea; Rhabditida; Strongylidae
Source: the annotation of a GenBank genome assembly